This is a messenger RNA of Pelobates cultripes (western spadefoot toad), 41699 nucleotides long. NCBI's taxonomy places the organism in Eukaryota, Metazoa, Chordata, Amphibia, Anura, Pelobatidae. The record is from the annotation of a GenBank genome assembly.
CGCUUCCUGUCGCGCAUGCGCUCUGGCCUUCUGCGCUUGUCAUCAUGGCGGCGCGGGGCCAUGUGCAGGAUCCGAACGACAGGAGGCUCAGGCCGAUCUACGGUGAGUCCCCGGGCUGCGGGGACCGGGUCUAGGGAAGGAGGCUGCCUGCGGGACUGGGAGCCACACAGUGUCUGUAAAAAUAGGGCAGCGGGUGUGAGAGGGCGGCCAGGGGGUGACAGGAGGAGCUGGGCCUGGACCCGGGCCGCCCGGUGCCGGGAUGAAUGGCGCGGCCGGUACACGUGGGGUCCGGGGAGAGGGGCAGCAUGUGGGAGCUCCCUGGGUGGACGGAGAGCCUCAGUCUGCAUGCCGGGGUCACUGGUGGGUUCAGACACUGCCAGGGCUAUUUACUAAGCUCCGAAAUGUAGCGAGUUAUAGCAAGCAUGGCGAUAUCUAUAGACUAACUGUGACUGGAUCUGAACGGCAUAAUGAUUCCACAUCAGACAUCUUAUCCCCAAAUGUAACCAUUGGGAUUGCAAUUCGCUGCUCACUGAGUGCAUGUCCUGACAGUACCUACCUGCAUACUGACAUACAGGAGCUCCCUCCUCUGUACCAGGUAACCAUGUGUAUUAACACCCUCUGCAUGAUGGGGCUGAGAUAUGAAACUUUAGAAAUCUUGGACAGUAGUGUAACCCCAUAUAGAUACAUCGCGUGCUGUGCAGUGUAUAUAUAUAUAGUGAUAUUGUCUGUCAAAGAUGCAUGGGAAACACCAUGGCACCCACCCACCCUGUCAGUAAUUUUGAUUGCUCUAUAAUGUUUUAUCCGGUCUAGUAAAGCCUCCCGUUUAUAUAUGAUACAGAUUUGUCCUCAAGUGCCCCCAAACGUGCUUGCUGUCACUGAAUCUGGGCAGUUUUUAUUUGAUAGAUUCUGUCAGAACUUGGUCUAAUAAUCUCUAUGGUGACUGCAUUCUAUGGAACCUUGCUCCAGAAUAAAUCAUGAAUAUUUAAUUUGUCCAUACCUUGUGUCAGAUGUAUGGUUAACACUGCUGUAUAAACUUGUGUGGCUUACCCUUUUUAUUUAUUUUUAUUUUUUUUCUGUAGUUUCUAAUAGCUUUUUUAAAUGGUAUCCAUGCAUAAUAUAGAUAAUUGGCCCCUAUGGGAUAGUGGUGUGUAUUUUUAGAGUAUAUACAAGUAGACAUUUUUAUUAUUAGAAUUAUACUAAAUCAUUACACUGUAGAGUCUUGUGUUAUCUGUUUAAUAAUUUCAUUUUAGCCAUGAUUCCGUCCCCAGCAUAUGGUUCUGCCCUUCAACAUACUAAUUUUGCCUACCUAAUAAACAUUCAUCCACCGUUCAUUCCACAACUGCAUCAUAUCAAAGUUGUCUGGAGAUUGCAUAAUUAUUCUAGUAUACACCUUGCAUAUCUGUGUUUUUAAAAAUAUUUGAUGGCUAACUUAAAAUUGUGGGUUCUCCAGUUUCUCUGUGAAAAUUUGAUGUAGUCCCUGUCAAGCACAGCUCCUAAAUGCAACAUUUUGCUAUUUUAUUUUUAUUCUAAGCUCUAUUCUUUGUAACACUGUAAUUUAUCAUGUCCUCAAUGUUGUGACUUUAAAAAGCGCACUUACUGUAAUUACAAUGAAAUAUGUUAAGUAUAUAUACAGUACUAUUUUAUGGAGUGAUUUUAUAAUCUAUUACAGGUAUGUUUCUCAUUGAUCUAGUUUUAACUGCUGUAGAAAACACUACUCUUGCAAUCUGAAUAUUACCAUCAUUCUAGUCCAAACGUCUGCAGAGCUCUGCAAUUGUACAGUGGGUUUAAUAACAAGUAAUUGACAAACAUAAAGUGAGUUGUAUAUUAUAUGGCUUCUGCAAGAUCUAUCCUCACCUAGGAGUUAAUAGAGCUGAAAAAUGAGAAUAAUCAAAUCCACUCGAUUCUAUAUCUCUGUAAUAAUGGAUAACCAAGACAAACCUUCCAGUCUGAUGUGUAACCAUGAUGCCCUGACAGCUACAGUCACUCCUAUUGCUCCUAGAAUGACCGCUGAGCAUUAUGGACUUGUAAUUCCAGUUUCAAUAGAUCAUUUAAAAAAAUAAAAAAAAAAAGAGCCGUCACUCAUAUUUAGCCAUUGAUUUAAACAAACUUUAGUUUCUUAGAAAAUCCAAUUAGAACUUGCCUUAUUAAGCAUACCAUUCCUAAGGACAGAAAGCGUGCCUAAUAUGGGUGUGAGCAGUUGCCUCUCAUGGGUGCAGAGUUACCCUUUGCCUCGCAUUUGUCUCAAGGUUGGGAUCUUGCAUGUGUUCUGCUGACAUCUGCACAGUUCAAAUUUGAUUUCUAGUAGCUCCAUGCUAAUGUAUCUGUUCCUUCUAUUUGGAUCUGCAUUAUCACUGCAUUGCUGCAAAAGUAAUGCACAUAAAACUGAUGUAAGCAUUCACUCAGAGUGAGAUGAGAAUUGCAGUGGUCCUGCACCAGUAAUGCUUGGCCUAAUGGCUGAAUGGAUUGGCUUCCUCUAUAGAGCAAGGCAUUCUGUAUCUGUACAUAGUAUGGACUGCAGAAGCGACCUUCAUGCAGUUUGGGGCUAUGUUACUGGUCUUGGACAGGUCUUCCAUGUUUGCACUACUCUUCAGAACAGACCCUUCUUGUACCCAACACAUCUUACAACUGUGGCACCUUCUUGGGUCAAGCCAUUGUGUCAAAGAUGGAAUGCUGGGAAUCUUUAGCAAUGGUGGAAUCUCUGAUCUUCUUUUUCUGUAUUUGGGCUUAAUGGAAAGUAGAUCUAUUUUAAGUAUAUGUUAGAAAAUGCUGAUAACGAAUUUCCGUUUCAAGCACACACUGUGAUUUUUAUCAGCGUUAAAAGCUUGUUUAAAUGCAUUACACUGCAUGCCUGAUUGUAAUAAAAUCUCCAAAUAAAGCACUUUCACAGUUUCUACUGUUUUGUAAGUAAGCAGUGCUUGCAGUUUAUGGCUCAGAGCCAUUUACUAUGUAGAGUAUGCAAUAGGUGCAGUGUAAAUCAUGCCUACUCGAUGGCUGUGUGCCAGCAAUGUUCUCAGUUGCAGAUUCCAUUAGCCCUGGUAUUUGCUUCAGAUUUGACAGCCCCUAUAUAAGCCAGAUGGACACGGGCACUGUUGAACACUUGUUACAUGUGGGGUUUUUUUUAUACGCAAUGUAAUGGUCUCACACUCUGGUCAUGUAUGUCCAGCCUAUGGAAGUGAUUUUUGGACCUCCCCAAUAACUUUACAGUAUGUUACCCUAUGUUUUCCUUGGAAUCGAGGUAGGCCUUUUUUAACUGAGAACCAAAUUGCAAAAAUAUUUGAACGGGAAAAAACUUUCUAACUCUGCUAUUGUCACAGCUUGUUUUUAAUGAAUAAACACCUACAACUCUUUCUACUGAUCUCUGCAAAAAAGAAGCCCCAUAAUCAAUUAACCUAAAGAUGUAUACAAUGAAAAUUGAUGCCUUUUAGUGACAAGACUAGUCCACGUUGAUUAGUUUAGAAAAGCUAAUCAUUGCACUUUACAUUUUAUUACCCGGUUAAUAAUACCAACAUUAGUUUAAUGUAGCUUCCAAUUAAAUGGUAAACCGUUUUUCUAAUGUUAGAAAUGCAAACAUGUAUUUGUAACAUUAGUUAUUUCUUGCAGGUUCAGAUUUCUGGGCCCCACUAAGCAACAGCCUCCUGAGUGUCCUUGGGGACAAAUGUAAACCCUGCCUUUUCAAAGAAAAGGCAGUGUUUACAGGUAAGACUGCCGGGACUAGGAGUGUAUUAACCCGGGGUAGACUGUCCCUGGUGACAGAUGGCACGAGGGUGCAUGCUUUGUCACUGUUUUGUGGCUGUGGAGCCAGGUGCCACAGGAGCUGCUGGGAUCUCUGUGCCCAGUGUUUUCAGCCUCAUCAUCCAUCCUGUACUGAUGCUGGGAUCUGACAUGCAGGGAGUGGGCAAUUAAUAUAGAGGGAUUGAAACUGCAAACAACUGGACCCCUGGGGUGAGAUUCAACUUCAGCCUCUUACAAGAUCAGAAAAGACAGGCAUAAUGGACCUGAAGGGAAUGUGUGUUUGUGUAUAUGUAUGUCGGGGCGGGGAGCAGAUUGAGGGGGAGGACAAAAUAACUUACGCCCAAGGUGACAUGUAACCUAAGUCUGCCUCUGACAGGUGUGGUCUCUGUGCACGAAAACCACUACAUGGAUUUUUUUUAACCCUCUCUGUAACUUCCAAUUUCUAGAGGGGGAAAAAAAAAUACGGGUUCACGAUUGUUGAAGACCUUACUGCUAAAAUUAUACUGAACAGGCAAAAAAGCCACAGUAAUAUGUUAUAUACAGGUGGUUGAAUCUUUCCAUUUGAUAAUGAAAGAACCACCUCUUCUGACAAAAGCAACCAUCUGUGCACUUCUCUUACAAAUCUGCCUUGGGUUUUGUCGUGGGGUUUUUUUUUUUUUUUUUAAUUAUUAUAAUUUAAAAUCCUUAUUCUGUAGUUUACAAAACUGCAGGCUUUAUUACUAAAAAUGGGGCAUCAAUGGACAGGACUAAUCAUAGAACACACUUUAUCCUUUUAAAGGGGCACUAACUAUUACAGCUUAUUACAGGGGGUUUUGGUGUGAGGAGUUAAUUGAAUGUGCAUGGCCUUUCUUGGCUCUGUCAAGCGAACAGGGUUCUCCUGGAACUAGCUACGUUGAUAAACUGUAAUAAAAUAUUUAUCCAUUCGCUAUGGGUUGUCGCCAGUGCAUCAUAACCAUUGGGCUUGGAGUGUUCCUUUAGGAAUAUAGUAGAUUUUAUUCAUUCUGGCACCUAGACAUAACAGGCAAGCUACCAAAACGUCAACUAAAGGUUUCUAUUUUUUUGGUUUUUGUUUUGUUUCAAAAAUAAAAGUGAACCAACAUUCUCUUGUUUAAACUACAGAUUAUCUUGACAAUGGAAACAACAAGAUGGCUAUUCAACAGGCAGAAAAACUGCUUAAGAAGCAUAAAGAUCUCCAUUGUGCCAAGGUAAUAUAUAUAUAAUUUAUUUUUUAUUCUCUCUUUUAUUGAGUGGUUAAUGCAUCAUAUACGUGAGACGACUAUGGCACGUAUACAUAUGAAUCGUAUGCGUUAGUAUUCAGUUUGCCAGUGGUGCAAGAUAAACAUAAAAUUACAGGGUAGUUCGGGGGCCGAGCGUGAGUGUGGAGCUAAGACGUGUGCAGCACAAGCUCCCAUCCGAAUCUCUAUUCUCUGUGAAAUUAAUCUGGUUCUCAAGCUACACUAUUCCCCAAACUGCAACACCCACGUACGGGAUGCAAGAGUGACUUGAUCGAGACUCACGAGUUACUGAGCCACCGGGAACCCGAGACUCAUUGCCAAGGACUACUGGUGAAGGAGCAGGGGAGAGGCAGCCGCUCUUCUCACUCCUAUGCUCAAUGUGAAGCAUUGCCGACCUCCUGGACCGGUGGGGGUUAUCCUGGUCCCCACUGGACCACCACUGACUGCCUAAUCUGUACCUAAAACUAGUCCCACGAUACCACAGGGGCUAACCUCGUUGGCACAAAAUGGCGGGUGAUUGUCCUCUGAGCUUCCAAGCAGCCUACCUCGGCAACCCUGAUCUCAGCCUAUGGCACCUGGAAGAAAUAUUCCAGUGCUUCUUUGAGCGGAUAAAAGCACGUGAGAAUGCAAAACUCAUCAGGUCUCGGGAGGAGACUAAAUGAAGCGAGAAGGGGAGAGUGGUGAAGCCCCAUCCGGUUAACAGGCUCUCUGACCACUAAGCGACUGCCCAUUGACAGGCCUGGUCCAAGAGCCACAAAUAGCCUCACGGCUCUGCAGUGCGUUCGGAAGCAGAGACCUAAUCGAUACAGGCGCAAGUCUCUUCCUGGUCCGCCAUGCAGCCCGAGAGAGGGAAGUUGCAAAUAUUUAGAAGCCCCUGUACCCCAAAAGAGAAGUCUGCCCUUGAGUGUGUCUGGAGGGGAAGAAGUAAACCACAACAGCCUCUCUAUAUGCAUGCAAUGGACUGCUUGGUAAAAUUUCAGCACUUCCCACUGGCAGGCAUGGACUGAACAUGGACUUACCUCCCUCAGGAAAAGUCAAGCCUCAGUUACCGAAUCCACCUGACACCUGUUGAUGCCAGUUAACCUGUAUACGCAUAUGAUUUAUGUGUUUUCGCUCUUCAUCUACACACUCACUCACUCACUCUCGCUAUGCUUUCACUCACUCUCACUACCAUAAGCACCUUACACACCUCGGCUUUAUCGUGACGAUGUUGGUGCCAGUGGAAAAUUCUUAAUGGCAAAUGUGUUUUACUCCGUUCCAUGUUUUUCAUCAGAGUGCCAAUUUAUAACAAACCUGGCUGAACUACUCUAUGCUGUCAGUUCUGCACAAUCCGAUACUAAUCUUCGCAUGCCUAGCCUGCUCUGAAACUUAAGCGUUUCCACCACUAUUUAGUUCUCUUAAAUUGACUCACAUUACUGUCAGGCAGCUUACCCACCACCUAUGUUAUUUCUAUCUCCUGACGUACUCUGUUCCAACAAGUUUAUUAUUUAAAAAAAAAAAAAAUGUAUGCCAAGAUAUUACCUUUGUUGAUAUGCCUAUAUGUGCUGCUGUGGCACUUCAAACAUGUUUGUAAAUAGUUUGCACAGAAAAAUUAUAGCAAAGUUCACUUAUUUUAGAGUUAAAAGGCUAAUCUCAGUAGAGCCUCUAAAGCAUUUUCAAUCCAGUUAACCACUCAUUCUUUGUAUAGUACAUGAAUAAUUGCAGGUAAGUUGGCAUUCGUACCACAAAGAAAUAAGAAAUUAAUAAAAUCAAGCAUUAUCAAGCUAAAUAUUGCAUGCAUAAAAUUUUUAUGAUGUUCUGCAGAGGUGUGAUGACUAUAGUCCUGCUGGGGCUGUGCUAAAGGACACCAUCUAGUUUGUAGUUGCUGCUGUCUAACAGCCUAGUGUGAAGGCUGUGCAGCUUGAUUCAAGGCAUGUAAGCCUCCAGUGUGAUUCAUAACAAUGAGUAUGUGCCUUAGGAAUGUAGUAAAUGGUGGAGAGCAAUACUUGGUGCCUCCAUUACUCGAAUUACCCCAAACCUAUGGGGACAGCGGGGAGGGGGGGAGGGGUUGGGUAUCAGGAUUAUGGGAGUUCUCUGUGUGCUUCCAUUCUACUUCUAAACUCUCAAGAAAACAUACUGAUUUGAAACUAUAAACUAGAUUUUAAACAUAAACUACACCCAUUCCGUGGGAUACCACUUUUGUGUGGUAUUUGUAACCGUGACGCCAACUAUGUUUAAGUGCACUAAGUUAGUGCCUCUAGUUCAGGGUCUAAAUUACUGAGUCCUGGCCCCUGGAUGGUACAAAGCGUGUUACAUUGGAGACAUCCCACCGAUGAGUGGUCUGUGUUCUCGCUGGAGCUUCUGCCCCCCCCCCCCUUCCUCUAAUAGGUCAAGUGCUGCAAGGAAAGCUGGGGCGUCUGGUGGAGAUGCUGCUGUGUAUGUGCUCCACACUCUGGAUGCAGGAUAUGCAGACCAGUGAUAUGCCACUCCAGCUUCUUGCAGCUUCUUUGUUAUUGGCUGCAUAGCCUUUCUCCAUAAGUGUAGACCUUUUGAAAGAAAGUGAGAUGGUGAGCUUCGAAGUCCAGAGGGGCCUUGUCCUGAAGAGCUUUCAUGAGACUUUGCUUGUCUGCAAAGGAUUAACGUUAAAGUAUGUCUCUUGACAAGCUCUUGUGGCACGAGGAGACCUGUUAACCCUAAAGGCUCCAUCUAAUAGGAGUAGUUUAGCCUGUUUGGCAGGUAGUACUGUGGAUAUCAGCUGUCUGAGGAAGUGUGGCAAUUCCUCUGGACACUGCAUCAGAUACUCAACUGAUUUUUGAUGUUUUGUCGCCGACUCCUUUUAUCCAGAGUGUCCACUCUGUGGGUCAGAAAGGAGUGUUGAACAGUGUCUCCCAGGGCUGCCAAGCCUUGCUUGAGAACAUUUACAUCUUCCUCAGUGGCCUGGAUGUGGUCUGUGACUGCUUGGACCUCCGUUUUGUGGGUUAGCAAAAUCACCCCGAAUGUGUUUUUAUUUUUAUUUAUUUUUUUUCCUACUUUUUUCCCCUUUUCUUCUUUAUUCAGCCUAUGAAAUACUGCAAUAGCGUAUAUGGAGUUGAGUGAAUGAUGAACCUCGGGCCUGGAAAAACAUAAAGGGGCGCUGUAGGCACCCAGGCCACUAAAGCUCAUUGAGUCAGGAACACUGCACCCAGAUCUCUUCAAUUAAUCCUGCAAUGUAAAUAUUUGUAGUUUCAGGACGUUGUGGAAUUUGUUGUGGCUUUCUAAAUGGUAAUAAUUGCCUUGCAUGACUAAGACUGCCUCUAGUGGCAAUCAGACAGCCGUUAGAGGCACUUCCUGCUUGCCAAUGGACUUUUGACAGCCUAACUGAUGCUGGAUGUCCUCAUGCCCUGCAUGAGGACAUGCAGUGUCAGAGGAGAAAUCCCAGUAGGAAAGCAUUGCACCGGUCACCUGUCUGGUAACUUGAGAGGCAAAAGGUGUUGGUGUUUGUGUUUUUUUUUUUUUUUUUUUCUCUUUCAAUGAUGGUGGGGUUAGAGGGAAGUAUAGUGUAAGGAAUACAGAUUUGUAUUGCUUACGCUAUAGUAUCCCAUCAUUUAUUUUCUUGUUUCUAGCUGAAGAGUUCUUUCUCUGUAAUCUAAUCUCCGUCAAAUGAUCUGUUGGUCCUCCCCAACUACGUGAUUUAAUAUCCAGAUUUAGAAUAGUUAUGGCUCCCCUGCCACUGCAGCCCUGUGUUAAAUGUAUUUUCAUCCACUGCAGUUCUAUUUUUAAUGGCCACACUUUUAUUCUGGUAUUUAUUAAUGGUCACCUGGAUUGAGGUGUGAUUUAAUGAACAAUCUAACUGGCAUGGUCUGUGUAUGCAAUUUAGUGUGUGUGUGUGUACACACACAUGGAAUUCUUGGAAGAGCUUUGGUGUGUCUUGGGUGAGAAAAGGUUGAGAUGCACUGGGUACACCAAUGGAUAGCAGAAAUAAUUAAAGGAUCACUAUAGGGUCAGGAACACAAACCUGUAUUCCUGACCCUAUAAUGUUAAAACCACCAUCUAGCCCUCCUCUUGCCCCUCUCCCCCAAUGGCAGUGCUGCACACUAGGCAGGACUGCUCCAGGAAGCACCUUUAGUAGCCAUUUAAAGAGUGGCCAGUGAAGUUAUCACUAGGCUGUAAUGUAAACACUGCAUUUUCUCUGAAAAGACAGUGUUUACACCAAAAAGCCUGAAGGGAAUGAUUCUACUCACCAGAACAAAUUCAAUAAGCUGUAGUUGUUCUGGUGACUAUAGUGUCUCUUUAACUUUGAACCAUUAUAAUGGAUAGAAAUAAAUGCCCAGCCGUAUAGAUCUAGGGGGAGGGAGAAAAAACAAAUCAAAACACUUGAUUAAUUUAAUAUUAGAUUUAACCCCUUAAGGACCGCGGACAUAACAUACGUCCUAGGGGAAUUAGAGCGCUUCCAGCAGCUUUAAUGGUAUUGCAGCUAAGCCUCGAUGUUGAGGCAUCGCGGAAAUAACCCUCUCACUGCCGGUGGCCCCUGGAGAACACACAUACACCUACAUAUAUUAUUAAAAAUACACUUAAGCAUAAAAUUGUGUGUGUGUGUGUGUGUAUGUAUGUGUGUGUGUGUGUGUGUAUAUAUAUAUAUAUAUAUAUAUAUAUAUAUAUAUAUAUAUAUAUAUGUAUGUGUGUGUAUAUAUAUAUAUAUAUUUUAUGAUAGAUAUCUCUAUCUCUCCCCUUAACGAUGUUUGGUAAGUGGUUAUCCCUAAAAUUUGUAUUUAAACUUGUAAUUUCCACUAUAUAUUUGAUCUUGAAAAAGACCCUGAGGGGUCGAAACGUUGAUCGGGACAUUUAUAUUUUGAUAAGUCAUUGAAUAACUAUCACUUGUAUUAAGACCUACGAGUGCACCUCUCUACUCAUUGGAGAUAGAUAUAUAUGAAGAUAUAUUGCUUAUUAGUCAUCACUACAAUAAAAAAUUUUUUUUUUAAAUUAUAUAUACACCUUGCCAAUGAAAACCGAUGACUAAACUAUUCAAAUUAUGCCUUAAAUUAACUGUAAAUCCAUUUCGUGCCCUCUUGCAUAAAGCAAGACUGCUGUAUUUGUUUACACGUGAUUUGCAAAACAGACUCUUGUGUCCCGCAGGUGCUUAAGGCUAUUGGAUUGCAGAGGACUGGGAGACAGGAGGAAGCAUUUGUACUUGCACAGGAGGUAGCAGCCUUGGAGCCUACUGAUGAUAACUCCUUGCAAGCACUUACCAUCCUAUAUCGGGAAAUGCACAGACGUAAGCAUAUACUGCAUGCUACAGACUGCGUGCAUGUUCUGGUCCAUUCUGCAUAUCACACCUUCAAAGUGUCCCUGUGUAGCUCCAGUGUCUUUCUGUUCCUCUUCGUUACCCCUUUUUCUAGGGACUAGGGCUUUACAGCAAAACAAAAAACUUGCAAUAAUGCAAAUUUAUGCCAUAAUAAACCUAUUUAGUUUGUGAAAAUACUUUUAUUUUAUAGCAUCUUGACUUAAAUGGAUAUUAGAAGCUCUUGAAAUGGGUCCGGAUUCAAUCUAAAACUUGGUCUUGGUCAUUUGAAAAUGUUGGGAAUUUUGUCCAUAAAGUAGACUACCACUCACUCCUAUGGCAUUUUAUUUGGUGUUUUCCCCUUUCUGUUUAGUAUUUACUUUUUUAUUUUAAUUUAAUUUUGUUCUUUUCUAGCGGAGUUGGUAACUAAACUAUAUGAAGCGGCUGUGAAGAAAGUACCCAAUAGUGAGGAAUAUCAUUCUCAUCUCUUCAUGGCGUAUGCCAGAGUGGGUGAAUACAAGAAAAUGCAGCAGGUAUGUAAAUAUAGGUAAAAGAAAGGGGGUGUACAGCGCUAAAUAUUCCCCAACCAGUGAACUGUGUUCCAAAUAACUCAAGAAGCUGCUAUCACACCAAGUUCUUAUCUUACAAGAAUAGGAACCCAAAAACUCUUGUGGUGUAGCGCUAUAUUCAAAUAGAAGGGUAGUGAUAGAAAACUUGGUAUAUACCAAUACUACCUUGAAUAUUCUUUGUCUUUAUAUUUACAUAAGAGUAUAAAUUCUACAAGACAUAAAAAACAGACAAACCAAACAUAGUGUAAACUGUAUAAUAAAGUCCGUUAUAGAGAAUUAGGAAGGGAAAAUUUCCCACUCACAAUUUUGGGAGCUAAUAUGAAAUAGCUCAAUAUCUGCGCUCUUGGGGUCCGUAAAGGCGACCCUCACCCUUCUUGUGUAUAGAUCUCCUUGAUUUCCUAUAGAAGUAGAAACCGUAUAUGGUGCAGUAUCGUAAUAAUUUUCAAUGUGAGAUAAAUAUAAAAUGUAAUACUCACAAAAUUAGAGCCAUCCAGAUCGGCUCUAAUCCACACACUUGUGUAGUUAAGGACUACACACCUUCUUUUAAAAAAUGAAUAAAAAGUAGCAGGGAAAUGCCAAUAUAUAAUAUAAAAGAUUAGUAAUUUUAUUGUAACGGUAAUUGUAUAAAAAAAAAAAUAUAUAUAUAUAUAUAUAUAUAUAUAUAUAUAUAUAUAUAUGUAUAUAUAUAUAUAUAUAUAUUUUAAACAAUAUCAAAUUGGCAUAAAAUCCAAAGUCUCACAGUCUCUCCAGUACGCGUUUCGCCUUACAGGCUUCCUCAGCUGGAUGUGGUGAUUCAAACUUCCCAUGGAUCCUCCCUGCUAUAUGUACCCCUCUCAGGGGUGAGAUAAUUAGUGUCCAGGCUUGUAUUUUCGCGGGCAAUCACCAUAGAAAUGGUGACGCCCUGCGUUUCAAGCCUUUUUUCUGUUUAUUUCCGGGUUUUCUGUUCCGUCGCGUCAUUUCCGGUUUCGCCGAUACGUCACUUCCAUGCGUUCCACCAUGCGGUUCACUAUGCGUUCCACCACGCGGUUCACCAUUUAUUUCUCCAGGAUUUCCGGGUCGGCGGUUUUUGAGGGGAAAUAUAAGUUUAAAUGAGUUUAACAUAUAUGUGGAAUUGGCAAGCUUUCUUUAUCCAACAUAUACAAGCCUUAUAUUUGUACAUUCAAACCCUUAAUAAUUAAAUUCCAUUCUAUAGUUUUUUUUCCUUCUAUUCCUAUUUCUUAUAUAAGUGUGUUAAUACAAGAUGACCAUUUUACAGGCAUAUUGUGAUCUUAUGUCAUUAUUAAAAAGAUGAAUUCAUAAGAGAUAAUAAAUAUUAAUAAAUGAAUCAAUUGUUAUACAACAUUUAAAAGCCUUAUAAAUGUCUAAUUCCAGAUAUUAUCUUAAUAUAAUAUAUAGUAAAAGUUGAAACAUAGUCCAGUCAAUGCUCACAUAGUAAUAAGAAAGUGAGGGGAAAAAAAAGGGGGGGGGAAGAAGGUCAUAAUUCAAUAAAGGGAGGUAUAAGUGCAACCAUAAAAUAAUUUUGCAUUUAUUUAAAAAAAUGGCACAUCUCGAAGUCUGCAUUUAGACCAUUCGGGAUUAAAGUAUUUAAUUUAAAGAUUCACUCCAUCUCAAUUUUACUCAUUUUGCUGUCAAAGUUGCCUCCCCUCCAAUCCUUUUUGACUUUUAUAAUUCCUAAAAACGUAGUGUCUUUCAUGUCAUAUUUAUGUGCAAUUUUGUAGUGUAAAGAGACGCUAUGUUUUUCAAAACCUUUUAAAAUGUUACGACUAUGUUCUUCAAUUCUGAUAUGUAGGGGUCUGGUGGUUUUCCCUAUAUAGCAUAGACCACAAGGGCAAAUCAUUAAGUAAAUGAGGUUUUUUGAGUGGCAACUCAGAAAAUCUUUAAUUUGAUAUUCUUUACCAUCUUUAUCUCUAAAAAGCUUUAUAUGCCUUUUUUUAUUAUUAGACUUUUUGCACGCUAAGCAUUGGCCACACCCAAAAAAUCCCUUAUCCGAAUUUAAAAAAGUAUUCGUACUUUUCUUUUCCUUUAAAAAGCUUGAAGUCAGAGAAUGGCGUAAAUUGUCAACCCCUCUGUGUAUAAAUUUAGGUCUUUCUGGAAGAAAAGGUUUUACACCUGGAUCUUGUAAUAAAAUUGGCCAGAACUUAGAGAUUAUUUUUCUCACUUUUAUGUUAUCUGUGCUAAAGUUACAUAUAAAAGGGAGUUCCAUAGAUGUAUUUUCCCUUUUAUCCUUAUAUUUCAAAAGUUUCUCUCUUUCUAUCAUCCUUACUUCUUUCCUGGCCAUUUCUAAUUUUAACUCUUCGUAUCCUUUCUCUAUAAAAUCUUCUUUAAUUUUAAUAGAUUGGGUCUCAAACACAGAUCCGUACAAUUACGCCUAAUACGUAAAAACUGUCCUCUGGGGGCAUUCUCAAGCCACGGAGAGUAGUGGCAACUUUCUCUCUCUAUGUAGCUAUUAGCUUCUACCGUCUUAAAAUUGUUUCUAGUUUUAAUCUUGUUUUCUUCAAUGUAUAUCAAUAAAUCUAAAAAAAUUAUUUCUGUCUUGCUCCAAUUGCUACUGAGCGUUAUACCCCAGGUAUUCUCAUUUAAAAAAUUAAAAAAUUCAAUAAGAUCUUUUUCUUCUCCUUUCCAUACAAAGAAAAUAUCGUCAAUGUAACGACCAUAGGUAACUCAUGGUCGUUACAUUGACGAUGAUAUCGCCAGUAAAAGUGACGUUUUUUGCAUUUUUUACGCACAAACAGCAUUACACGGACAAUAUUAUUGCUGUGAUACUUUUUACUGUUUUGAAACACAAAUAUUUGUGUUCAGCGAAGUCUCCCGAGUACAACAGUACCCCUCAUGUACAGGUUUAUGGUGUUUUCAAAAGUUACAGCGUCAAAUAUAAGGCUUGCGUUUCAUUUUUUUCACAUUAAAAUUCGCCAGAUUGGUUACGUUGCCUUUGAGACCCUAUGGUAGCCCAAGAAUGAAAAUUACCCCUAUGAUGGCAUACCAUUUGCAAUAGUAGGCAACCCAAGGUAUUGCAAACAGGGUAUGUCCAGUCUUUUUUAGUAGCAACUUAGUCACAAACACAGAGCCAGCGCCAGCAGACCCAUAUGGCACUGGAAAUAAGUUGUUUUCUAGUUAUUUAAGUGGGCAUUAGGGAGCUUUUUAAACACUGUAGGAUCAGGAAUACACAUUUGGAAUCCUGACCCAAUAGUGUUCCUUUACUCUUAAAGUAUUCGUAGAAUCCCUUUACAGAGAAAGUGACAACAGCUAGUUUUCUAUUGGUUUUUGAGAUGUGGAUUAAGUACUUCUUGACUGCUCUUUCAAUUAGUUAUAAAAAAAAAAUGGUUUUAAAUACGAGGCAAUGCUUGUUAAUAUAAUUUAUUUAUUUUUCUUCUCUGAUCCCAUCUCUUUAUGUAACUAACCUUUGCCAUAUGUUGUGUUGCAGGCUGGGAUGGCACUUUAUAAAAUUGUACCCAAGAAUCCUUACUACUUCUGGUCUGUCAUGAGCUUGAUAAUGCAGGUGAGCUGUAUUCUUCUGCUGAGAAGACAAAUGUUCUAUUGUGAAUAAGUGGUUAUUGGUUUGUGUAGUUAUUGCCCAGUAUUUCGUGGUUUUUGUGUUUUGUUUUUUUUGUGUGUUUUUUUUGUUUGUUUUUUUUUAAAUCUGUGUUUUUACUUUAAACUCUAAAGUCUAUAUCGGCACAAGAUGAAAACCUCUCGAAAACUAUGUUCUUGCCAUUGGCUGAAAGAAUGGUGGAGAAAAUGGUGAAAGAAGACAAGAUGGAAGCUGAAGCCGAGGUAAAAACUCUUGAACACAGAAAGCCGUUAAUAUAGUUAUCGCAAGCCGGGGUUGAUUAAAUUCUGUAUGCUUUCAUGGUUGUUUUACAUGGCAACUAUUAUUCACUCUAUGACACUAGCUGGUUCCUCUGGCUUGUCUGAAAAGACUGUCUUGGUCUAGAUGUAUUUUGACAGCAUUAAAGGACCACUAUAGGCACCCAGACCACUUCAGCUCAAUUAAGUGGUCUGGGUGCCAGGUCCCCCUAGGUUUAACUCUGCAGCUGAAAACAUAGCAGUGUUGCUAUGUUUACACUGCCGGGUUAAUCCAGCCUCUGGCUGCACAUGCGCAUUCUGCUCCAUUCGGGAGUUGGCGGAGAAGGAGAGGUCACCGGCGCUGGAUUAAGGUAAGUGGCUGUAGGGGGGAUUUCCAAGAGCCUAUAGUGCCAGGAAAACGGGUUUGUUUUCCUGGAACUAAAGGAUCCCUUUAAUUACAAAAUGAAUUGUUCUGCAUAUAUGAUGAUGGAGGCGAGGAGAAACUGGCUACUAUGUGAAAAUAAUAGUAACGUUUAAAUGUACAUGACAUGAUGGAACUUGAGUUGCAAUGGUGUUUAAUAGACCAAUACAUAUGAUGUACAAACAUGUUACCUUAAGGCAGUACACAAACUAGUCCUUGCAUCCUCAAUGGGUUGUAUUGGUGUUCACAGUGGAACAAAAUUGAUAGUAGUCAACUAUUGGAGGUUCAUGAGAACCUCUUUGGAAAUACCAGCGCUAAGGGUUCUUUCUAGUCACAGUAAACACUGUAAUUCAGCAUGAUAACUAUUUUUUUUUCAAUGAAUGCUUAGUUUAUCCUGCCAUGCUAAAAAUACUUUAAUGCAAUCCCAUUAAAUGAGUUCCUAAACUAGCCAGUAUUCUUGCUAAGCAAUCCUUGUUUCAUAGUCUUCAUUUCUGGUUUCUAUCUUCUUCAGGUUGAACUGUACUACAUGAUUCUGGAGCGUUUGGGUAAACAUUCAGAGGCCUUGGAGGUUGUCCGAGGCAACUUAGGAGGUAUGAUACUUUGGGAAACUUGCCCUGCCCCUGAUGUCUACUUGAUGGGUAUAAACCCCCUCCAUUACAUUUGAUUUUAUAUUGUCUUUAUUUUAAUUUAUUUGUUUUUCUUGCUACCCAGAGAAAUUAACAAGUGAACUGCAAAGUCGGGAAAACAAAUGUAUGGCGAUGUACAAGAAGUUAAAAAAGUGGCCUGAAUGCAAUGCGCUCUCCAAAAAGCUUCUUUUAGAAAAGUGAGUUAUUGUGUAAAAAAGCAGCAUGUAUUUUUUACAUUUAAAUAAACCGUGACUACUACGCUAAGUAAUCCGUAAGGGCUGCUUCACCAUGGAGGUAAACCAGUGUUGGGACAAUUGACAGGGACUUUGACUUGGAAUCAAAGUAACUGAUCUGUAUGAAACCUAUGUAUUAUGUGUACAUCAAUAUUCUCUCUUAAAAAAAACGUUUGUAGAUGUUAAGUAAAUGCAUUUUAGCGGUCAUGUGCACAUGAUUGUCAGUAUCUCUCCAUGCACCAUUUCUUUGAUAUAAUGAGCACAUGCUGAUUUGUCAUAAUAGUCAACCUACAACAAAAGUUUUAAACGUGAUUGGCCUUCCCUCUAUGGGACUUUCAGGCACACCAGUCCCUUAAAUUCCCAUGUUAAUCGUGGAGCUUUGGGUGCUCGUAGUCUUGCAUUUGAAGCAACUUAAAAAUUUGUUAUUUAAAAUUGUACAAUUCUCUCAUGGAUUUUUAUAUUUUUGAAAUGUUAGAACUUAAUCAUGUAGCAGAAAUAGACAUACAAGAAAUGUCUUAAGUGUCAAAAGCUAUUUAAUUAACCCCUUAAGGACACAUGACAUGUCAUGUUUCCCUUUCAUUCCAGAAGUUUGGUCCUUAAGGGGUUAAGUGUGUGUGUGUGUGUGUGUGUGUUUGUAAUGCUAUUUAUAGUCUCUCUUAUCUGUUGUGCAGGAUUCGGUUUUACUGGUUUUUGUUUAAAGUAUUUAUAAUCUUUAUAUUGUAACAAUUCACCUGCUUAAUUUCUUCCUCUCUGCUACAGCUUAGACGACUGGCAAUUCUACCUUUCCUACUUUGACUCCAUCUUUUACCUCAUUGAAGAUGGGUGGACUCCCCCAUCAGAAGGGCAGAUGUAAGUCAAAAACGUGGUACGGAACAUUUGUGCACUCAUAAGCAUGCCUAUCUAUGGGUAGUUGAUAUCUGUAAAAUAAAUCUUGUGUAAUUUGUGAUAUUAAUGGGACACUAAACCAUUAGUAGUGGUUAUGGUGCCAGGGGUGCAUUGACCCUUUCUUUAUCAAAGACGUAAAGCCAAGCUAAAACUGCUUGACAAUGUACCGGGUUCUACCAGAGCCGUAUUUGGUCUUCUCAAGCAAGAGAAGCAGGAUUGCUCUUUAGAACAAAGUAAGGACAUGCUUUGCACUACAGAGACUUUUGGCUUCUCCUGCUGGGAAAACCCGGAUGCAGCAGAUGUGGUAUGGGUGCCCAGGGUGACCCAAGUAAGUUGUCAAACCAUUCUGAAAAAUCUCUUGACUUUUUAUCGUUGGAUAACACCAGGGCACCCCUGGCAUCAUAACCACUACAGCAGGUCAUACUUAUGGUAUUUUGAGUGUUCCUUUAAUGCAGGGCUCAGAAUUUCCACUAGCCAUUGGCAAGUAGAAAUUCAAGACUAAUGCGUGUGCCGGGCUUUCUAUGGCAAGUAACUUUAAAGGCCUGGUUAGUAGCAGAGGAUUUUAAAUGUUAAGCCCUGUCUUAAUGUAUAUGCGAAUCAGUCUGUAUAUAGAUUGACACUUCUUAAAUUUGUGUUUUCUUGGAGGUUUCUUUCAGUGGUGUGUGUUUGCAAUGUUAAUUGUAGUUUGCAGAUUGCAGGCAAAAUACAGAACUUCCAAGAAAGCCCCUCUUUGCACAGCGUAUGUUUCUUUUGCAGGUCACUGGAAGGAGACCUUGACUACACAAUAGAACAGGCUGUCAGUUUUGUAGAAGAACAAAUAGAAACAGAAGCAAAGAUCUCACGAUCGCUCCGGGGACCACAUCUAGCUAAGCUCGAGCUUAUUCGCCGCUUGAGACAGAGAGGAUGUAAUGAUGAGUAUAAACUAGGUAACUUGAUGGAACUCCCAAUUAGGUAUCUUGUUCAGUCAGCAUUUUCCUAGACAUGUAGAAUUACUGGACCCAAUCCACCUAACCUGACAUAGAUAUGAUUUAAGGCCAACAGAAAAUGUUAAGUAUUUUUCUUUUUAAUAUACCCCCUUACAAGUCUACUAUGUUUGCUUUUGUGAAAUCUAAAGCAACGUGCCGAAAUAUUUUCUUGGCAGUUGUAGAAAAUGUAAUAACAUUUUUCACCAACUUAGGAAAUUGAUAUUCGAUUCAGACUCUCAAAAUGACUUGAGCAAUAUAAACCCACUUUUCUCAACUCUGUGCAGACUUGACAGCCUUGAUAAUUUUUAAAAGGGCAGCCCAGGUAUCUAAGCUGUAAGAAUGCAUUUAAGAAGAUAUACCGUAUAUACUUGAGUAUAAGACGAGUUUUUCAGCACAUUUUUUUUUUGUGCUGAAAAACCCCAACUCGGCUUAUACUCGAGUCAAUGUCUGUAUUAUGGCAACUUACAUUGCCUGGCGGUCCUGUUGGGGGCUGGCAGCGAGCUGUAACUUACCAUUCCUGCAGCUCCUGUCAGCUCCCUUCUCCUCCGUGCUGGUCAGCUCCAGUGUAAGUCUCGCGAGAGCCGCGGUGUCAGAGGGUUGCCACAGGUUACCGUGGCAACUCUCCGCGCGGCACUCACACCGCAAGACUUACAGGGGAGCUGACCGGACAGGAGGAGAAGGGAGCUGCAGGAAAGGUAAGUUACAGCUCUCUGCCAGCCCCCCUCCUACACAACCAAUGCCACUGGACCACCAGGGAAUGCGAGCCCCCCUCCCUGGCCAGCUAACAAACAGGGAGGGAGGAUAAAAAUAAAAUUAAAUAAUAAAAAAAAAAAAAUUACAAUAAAAAAAAAUAUUAAUAUAAAAAUGCCCCCCCCACCACCACCACCAUCACCACCACCACCACCAAGGCUCUGCAUCACACACACACUCUGCAUUCAUUAUAUACUCACACUGUAAAUAAACCAUUAAUAUCAUUUUUUGUGGAUCUAAUUUUAUUUACAAAUUUACCAGUAGCUGCUGCAUUUCCCACCCUAGUCUUAUACUCGAGUCAAUAAGUUUUUCCCAGUUUUGUGGGGUAAAAUUAGGGGUCUCGACUUAUAUUCGGGUCGACUUAUACUUGAGUGUAUAUACGGGUAGCUAGAAAUUUUUAAUGUAGCAUUGCAUAUUUAUUUAGAUGUGUGGGAGGUGUAUAGUUAGAGCAUUCUGAAGUUGAGUCCAGUUCACUGAAACAGGUUUUCUCUGCAGGAGAUCCAGAAGAGUUGAUGUUCCAGUACUUUAUUAAGUUUGGAGACAAGCCAUGUUGUUUCACUGACCUCAAGCUCUUCACAGACCUCCUCUCUCCCAGCCAACAUACAACUGUACGUAUAUACAACCUGAAUUUAUAAUAAUCUCAUCAAAUGACUUCUAUAAAUAUGACUUGUGGUCUGGAUGUUAUCACUUGUUUCUAAUGGUCCUUGUUUUAUUAGUCUUAAAGAUAGUUUAACCUUAUUAACCUUCACAUUUAUGGCUCUGAAAUGCUGGAAGUUUUCUUUCUAAUAAAAACAAUACAACGGCUCGAGAUUGCAAUAGGGUUACAUUGAGAAUGACAUCCUGAUCUCAACACUUUAAAACUGAAAAUGAAGUUUCUAAGGAAGAUCUCUUUUCUGAGACUGUUUGCUUUCUGUACAAAUGCGACAAGCUUUUGACGGCCUGCAUACAGGGCUACUGCUUGCGCCCCUUUCUUUUCUUGUACUCCCCAACUUGCUUUCAUUAAGUCUUUUUAUGCCACCCUUAGUUGCUGUCUGACUUAAAUCCCAUGACAUUUGAAUUACUCACAUUUGUCUUAAAAGGGAAGGCUGUUUGGCCAUGUGCAUUUAUGUAACAAACUAAACAUUGUCUACACAUAACUUUUAUGCUUUAAAAAGACAUGCGUGUCCUUUACAACAAUUUUAUGAUGUGGCAGUUUAAAUUGAUGUUUGAUCGCUCAUUUUGUUAUUUUGUGCCAGUGUGAUCUCACAGGAAUUUUUUUCAAUCUGCUUGUCCUAUCCAUUUACGUGAUUUGUGAUUAUCUUGUGUUUCACUUCAGCUGCUGUUGUCAGUCAGUGCAUUCUUAUACUAUUUUCAGGGAUGCAUUCUUAUCUACAUGGUGUAACCUAAAAUGCCUUGAUGGCUUUGAUUUGGUCUUCUUUUAAAUGCCUACUAUACUUUCUUGUAUGACUUGUUCAUGCAGGUUUCUGUGCAAGCUUUCAUAGGACGUUUUAUGCAAGGACAUAAUUAAAUCUGGAAACAUAACGUAAAGCAUUCUUUUAUUUGAUGCAGAAUGAGUGGGAAUCAUCCUUCCUGAAUCGGUCUUAAAGGAUCACUAUAGGGUCAGGAACACAAAUGUAUUCCUGAGCCUAUAGUGAAAACCCACCAGUUAGGUAGCUUCGCAGGUCUGCGUGCGCUGGCCCCGCCCCCUGGUGACGUCAUUAAAAGUGCUGCUUUUUAGCAAAUCCAAUGCUUUCCCAUGAGGAAAGCAUUGGAUUGGCUAAAAUCAGUAAGAGGACAGGGCCAAAGCUGUUUUUGACCAUUAUGCAUUUCUGAGGAAAAUUCAGCGUCCCCAUGCAGAGCGGGGGGACGCUGAACGGCAGGUCAGCUUACUGUGCAGCCCUGAGCCAGGAAGCCCCUCCAGUGGCCAUUUAAGGAGUGGCCACUUGGAGGUGUCCUUAGGGGCAAUGUAAGCACUGCCUUUUCUCUGAAAAGGCAGUGUUUACAUGAAAAUGCCUGAAGGGAGCUAUUAUACUUACCAGAACUACAUUAAAGGACCACUCUGAAGUGGUCUGGGUGCCUGGUCCAGCUAGGGUUAACCCAUUUUUUUAAAAAAAAUAAACAUAGCAGUUUCAGAGAAACUGCUAUGUUUAUAAAUGGGUUAAUCCAGCCUCUAAAGCUUCUAGUGGCUGUCUCAUUGACAGCCGCUAGAGGCGUUUUGUAUGCUUCUCACUGUGAAAAUGAAUGCUUUCCUAUGAGACUGGCUGCGCGCACAGCUCCUGCCGCACGCACAUGCGCAUUCAGCCGAAGAGGCGGAGGAGAGCUCCCCGCCCAGCGCUGGAGAAAGGUGAGUGUUUAAUCCCUUCCUCUCCCCAGAACCCGGCGGGUGGGGGCACCGUCAGGGCACUAUAGUGCCAGGAAAACUAGUAUGUUUUCCUGGCACUAUAGUGGUCCUUUAAACAGAAGAAAAUACACCUUCUGAAGUGGCCCAGUCAGUGUCCUGGCCUCAACCCGAUUGAGAUGCUGUGGCAUGACCUCAAGAAAGCGAUUCACACCAGACAUCCCAAGAAUAUUGCUGAACUGAAACAGUUCUGUAAAGAGGAAUGGUCAAGAAUUACUCCUGACCGUUGUGCACGUCUGAUCUGCAACUACAGGAAACGUUUGGUUGAAGUUAUUGCUGCCAAAGGAGGUUCAACCAGUUAUUAAAUCCAAGGGUUCACAUACUUUUUCCACCUGCACUGUGAAUGUUUACAUGGUGUGUUCAAUAAAAACAUGGCAACAUUUCAUUCUUUGUGUGUUAUUAGUUUAAGCAGACUGUAAUUGUCUAUUGUUGUGACUUAGAUGAUGAUCAGAUCACAUUUUAUGACCAAUUUGUGCAGAAAUCCAUAUCAUUCCAAAGGGUUCACAUACUUUUUCUUGCAACUGUAAGUACAAAUGAGCUGAAUUAAAAAAAAAUAAAAAAAAUUGACUUCUGAGGACUGAACUUGAUAGACUAUAACCAUAUUGUUAAGCAUGACUGCUGUAUUGUGGGAGCUGUGAAGUCUUAUUGUUCUCCUGUCUGUUUACUCUGCAGUUUAUAAACAGAUUGUUGGGGUCUUUACCGCUUGCUACUCCAGCCAAUGGGGAUUUAGCAUUACCUGAAGACACAAAGGCCCUACAGCGACAUUUGUGUGUAAUACAAAUUAGCAGGCUGCUUGGAAUUUACCAUAAAAUGGACAAACCUCAAAAGCAGGAGGCAGUUCGGGAGAUGACUGCACGAUAUAGACAUGGACUCUCAUUUGGUGAGUGCUCUGAUCACGGAACUUAACUCAAGGCUCAUACUUACUUGAGCUAGUUUUCUACCCAAAAAUCAAGGGUGUAGGAACAUUCUUGGACAAAUAGAAGGGGGGGGGGAGGAAGAUGCAAGUGAAAAUUAUUUCAGUAUUUGUGUAAUGUAGCUCUACCAGCCAGGAGCUCUUUCAUUUUGUUACCAUAACAAUGCUACCAUUGUUACAUAUAGUUUACUAGUAGUUAAUAAUAUGGUUGAUAGAAUUUUGUUUGGCAAAUAUUUGUUUACAACAAAUGGUUAGUCUGCUUCAUCCCUCCUCCCCUCACCCCGCGCUUGCCACUCCCAGGUGUAAAUUUAUUUUCAGUAACUGUUUUAUCUAUCUUCCUUAGGCCCAAAUCUACAUCAACGUUGCAACAAGGGCCUUUAAUUUUACUUGGCUCUACCCUCCUCCCCAACUCCCGCCCACCCUGGUUCCUUCUAACUAUCUAACAUGCUCUUCCAGCUAUUUGGAACCACAGUCAAUCACCUUCUCAUUCCCUUCACAUUUUAUCAACUGCUGCAGUUAAAGCAUUAACUCUCUCAGCCAUUGCAUACAAAUUCCUCUGCUACUUCUUGCCUCCUCUCCCCAUUUUAACCUUUAGAUUGUAAGCUCACGGGCAAGGUCCUCUACCCUUUGUAUUGGUCUGUUCUUAUUGUGUUUUUCUCAAUUGUACAGCGCUGCGAAAUAUGUUGGCACUUUAUAAAUGCCAGUAAUAAAUAUAUAACCAGUGCUCUGUUCUAUGUGUAAAAUGGCAAAGCUGUUCAUUAACCAGCACACUGGUGUGGUCAGUACUGCUGUGAGCUUCCAACGGAAUCAUUGAAACCACUUGUCUUGGUACUGCUUGGAUGGGAAAGUAUUCCAUCUCCUGUUGGAAACCAACAGGUGCCUGGAAAUAGAUGGAUAAGUCUCCAUUUCUGUAAUCCAGUAGCAUAGUAUGCUAGUAUAUAACAGUUCUGCUUGUAUUUAUUUUAUUUUUGUGUUUAACACACUUUAAUUUUUUUUUUUUUCUUUAAUAGGAGCGGGCAGCUUGAAAACAGAACUGCAGGUCUCUGAUUACUACUGUUUAAUAGGAGCUCAUAUGCUGUUAGAUCUCUGGCUUAAUGGCAAGUAUAGAACAUGACAUUUUAAGCAUCCUUUUCAAGUUUGUGUGAUGGUCAGGUUCCUAGUGCUAGUUAGAUCUGGGUAUGGCAGCUGGUACUUCCCAAAACAGAGUCUCUAUCUGGCAGUAACUAGGUAUAUGUCAGAAAUGGUACAGGAAAGCAGCGCUUUCUGGGUUUCCUCAGUCAUAUGGUGGUGAGUCUCUAUGUAAGAUAUUCCAUACUGGCUCACCACCAUACAAGUUUGAGGACACCCAGAAUGCUCUGCUUCCCUGUACCCUUCCUAUCCUUUUUAAGUUGCUGUUUUGUGAUUGAUUUGUAACCUUGAGAGAAAGCCGUGAAAAUGCUGAAUAUCGGUCUAUCUUCCCUGUGCACUUUUGGGCACUAGAAUGUGGUCUACUUUUUGUUCUACAUUGAACUCUUUUUAACCUAUUCAAAACUGGAUUUUUAUGAAUAUAUUUUUUUUUUCUCAUUUGGGCAAAUGACUAGCUGAAUUAAAACAAAAAUGUGUGUGUGCUGGAGAUGGAUAUUAUUUUAGGGCAGUACAUCUUCACAAAAAAACUUUCUUUUAAGAGAGAGGUAUUUGUAUGUUCUGCAUCAUUUUUCAAAACACCUUUUUGGGAUCCUAAACCUUUUAAAGUGGCAUUUCCAUUUGGUGUGCAGUUAGUGUUUGAGUAAUCUGUGAGAAACUAAUAAAUAGGAGCUUCUCUUCUUUGCAAAGGAUCCAUGCUAUGUCCUUCUAGUCAUCAAAGGUCAUUGACCUGUGUAUUGGGCAGGCACCCUGCCAUUUACCACAUUAUCUCCUGCACUGUAAAGAAGCUAAUGUCAUUGACAUUCCGAUAAUAUUUAGUUUGCUGCUGUGAUUGCAGCUAGCUUGAGAGCUAGCAGCAGUGAAUUCACUUAUGUGGCAUCACUUGCAGCCAUAUUCUAAAACACUGAAUCCAGUUUUAGAAUUCCAAAUACUGCUUAUUUUGCAAUGGCAGACUACAACGUGUGUGAAAUAUGCUUACAUACAUUCCUGUUUACAUUCUGGUGGCAUAUUGUGUGACAUUUAUAUUGCAUUAUAUAUUUUCGUGCUAUCCAAGUGUCUCUUAUAUAAACACUGCACACUUGAUGGGUUCAUGCUGGAAAUUAAUGCUCACGCUCUCUUUUUGGUCUUAUUUUUAACAGGUGAGGAGUGGGCUGUAUGGCAUUGCCUUACUCUUUUAGAAGAAGGCUUAAGUAACAGCCCAUCACAUGCCCAGAUUAAGCUGCUACUGGUCCGUAUUUACUGUGCACUUGGCUCUUUUGAACCUGCAAUGGACCUCUUUGCCAGCCUGGAUGCUAAACACAUUCAGUAUGACACCAUUGGGUGAGUUAGAUAUCGUGUUUCAGACCAUGCAUGCAUCAUAUAUAAAACAGUAUUUAAACAUGCUUUAUAGGCAUCUGCGUCAUAUGAUUAUUUUCCAUACAGGUUUACUUCUGGUUUAAGUUCGGUUAAUAUUAAACAUUGGAUUUGGGCAGAUGACUUUAUUUAUAAAACUGAUCUCUCUGCACGUGAUAGCGUAACAUUCCCUAGGAAAUGUCAGAUCCCAAAAAUUGUAUGUUUUGAAAACCGUAAUCUUUGUCUGGGAGAAUCUUCUCAUAUAAAGCAAGGCAAAUGAAUGCAUUUGAUUAAAUUGUGUAUUACUUUAUGGAGGUUUCUCAGAUGGUCUUGAGUUGGCAUAGACUACUAGAAAAUGGUACAGGUAUGAUGUGGUCGUCCAAGUUGAUCUCACAUUUUAAGAGUUAGUACACCAUACUGAGUCAUUUUUCCCCACCUCUGGUCUGAGCCCUAUGUAGGACACAUAAAUUUAACUAAAGUGUUUCUCAGCAUCUUAAUGUGUAAAAGGAUAGUGUGUGUCCUGACUCUUUAUUUUUUUUAUUUUUAUGCAAACUAGUGUGUGAAGUAUGGGGUAUAUAGUAUAGCGUCAGCAUGUCUUUUGUUUCAGAAGACAUCACUCCUCCUGGAGUCAAAGCACUGGCUAUAGUAAACAUUCAUUCACCGGUUUGAAAUUAGAAAUGCCAGUAAGAAACCUCACUUAUCUGGUUUUGUGUUUUUUUUUUUUGGUGUUUUUUUUUUUUAUUUUUUUUUUUUUUAUUUCAAAUGGCCCAUGUUUUGGCAGGGUUAUUUUCAUAUUGGGAUGUGAACAUCUAUUUAUUAAGAACCUAUAACUUCUACUUGGGUAAAAUCUGCCACUAGUGCUCCCUUCCUCCUCUCCCUGUCAUUUGUACUCUGAUAAUAUAUAGCUAUAUGUAAGCUAGUUUAGAUUAAAAUUUUGUUUGAAACUGGCUUAUUUAAAACUUGUAAUUUUGAAACGUUUGUGUGUUCCGUCUUGCAGUUUCCUGUUGACCCGUUUUGCAGGACCUUUGGGACAGUUUCUUGCUGCAUCACAAGCCUGCAAUGCUACUCUGCGCUUUUUCCAUUCAAACCAGAAAGAUGUGAGUAUCUGAAGUCCUUUAGUCAUUUGCAUACAGCUCGAACCCCUCUCGGGGCUGUUCUACUUGAUGUUUACUCAGUGUAAAAUCUGGUUGGAACCGUCACUGUUAAAUCUUCUUAAUUUCUUCUUGUCUUUACUUGAUUGAUAUAUAUAUAUAUAUAUAUAUAUAUAUAUAUAUAUAUAUAUCAAUCUCUAUCUGUCGCUAUCUCGCUGUCGAUAUCUCUAUCUCUUUUGUAUAUAUAGUCUUGGGCCAAAUGCUCGCCACAAUAAUCUGUCUAUUAUUGAAAAGUACAAAUACGCAAUCUGACUUACGGUUUAUUCUUAGUUACAGAUACAUAAUAAAACAACAAAGGAUGUUACAGGAUAAUUGACAUUCAACAGCAGAUGGUAAUUGCUGGACUUCUUUACAUCCUUACAUCGAGAGAGAGCCCAGAGCCAAGAGACCUUGUGUCUCUUUGUUCAGUUACUAUAUAGAAGUGCCAUAAUGACGUCAGACUAUAACUCUUGCCAUAUAUGGACAAGACCCCCAAAUCCACAUUCCAGAGCUCUCGGACCAAGAAAGCCUUGUGACUUAUACCAUCUGUUACUUAUGUCAAUCCACACAUCCAUAUAUAUAUAUAUAUAUAUAUAUAUAAUCAAUAGAAACAUAGAAUAUGCAAUAUUCUACACUCAGUCACUUAAACCUCUGCCAUUAAAUAACAUUUAGUGGCCUUGGGACCUGUGCUAGUCCCACUGGUUCUCCAUUCCCGGGGCUGCUAUCUUAGCAUUUCCAAGGUGGCGGCCAUCAGAAAUCUCCUCCACUGUCCUUCCUAGAGAUAAAUAAGGCUUGUGUAAAGCUCCGCCCUUUCUCAACUGUUGUGAACUUGCAGGUUCUACAUAAGGAAAAAUAAGUAUAUCAUUUAUGUAUAACCUUUUUUUCAUUUAUUUAAAAAAUAAAUAAAAAAAAAAGCCAAUUGCAGUUAGUAAUUGUGCUAUAUGUUACGCUACAUGGUUUGCUUGUAUUGGGUAAGAUUUUUAAAUUAAAUUGUUCAAAAGAUUCACUCGUACAAAAAUGAUAACCACAUGUUAUACUAGUGCACAGUAUAACUCCAGGCUGGGAGUUUAUUUUAUUUUUUUUCAAUAUGAAAGGCACGAGCACACUGUGCGUGCUCGUGUCCUAAAAGUAGUCGGACAGAGCGCUGCUGAUAGCAUCAAAUGACGCUCUGAUCCCAUCUUUACCUCUCCAUCACACGACUCCUGGUCCAAGGCUUCCUGAUUGAAGGCUCUGACAUGCAGUGGAAGUUCAGGGGCAGAGCAAUGAUGUGCUGAUGAAGUUAAGGUGCCCAGAGUGUCCCUUUAAUUCCAUUGAACCAAACUGCCACCUGUAUCAUUACUGGAUUAUACAUAGCUAUUCAGAUUAUUAGACUUUUUGGGGAAUUUCAAAAGUAAUUUGUGAAACAAUGUUAAGGUUAUUUACUAAAAUGUGAGUUGUUGGAAUUCUAAGCUCAAGUUCAAGUCCAAAACAGCAGAGUUGAAAAAUAUAUUCAAGCUGGGUUAAUUUUAGGUCUAAAACUUGACCUUCACAUUGCAUUCGCAACAAUUCUCACCUUAAUAACCCUAUAUAUGUAUAUUGGACUCCUGACUACAGUUCCCAAACCACCAAUCACCUCUAACAUUUGGAAUAAAGUUUUUAUAAAACUUUACUCUGUGUGCGUUUCCUAUUGUCAUUUGCAAUAUCUGCCCCUGUGCAUUUUAUUUUGGGUUGGGUGAGUCAGACCAUUUUGAAAUUUGACACUUCUUAAAUUCUUUGUACAUCUACUUGUAUACCUGCAUGUAUUUAAAAAGGAAAUAAUUAUAAUCUGUAGCUAAACAGUAUUGCUCUGAAGUAUUAACAUUGCAUCCAAUGUGGUGUAGUUAUCCUCAAGUCUCAUUAAAAGGAAAUUUAUCAAAGUGAUUUCUCCUCCCCCCCCUUCCCCUGUUUUCUCUCUAUAACAGACCUCAGAAUAUAUAAUACAAGCUUACAAAUAUGGAGCUUUUGAGAAAAUUCCAGAAUUCAUUGAAUUUAGAAAUCGGUUGAACAAUUCCCUACAUUUUGCACAAGUUCGAACAGAGCGAAUGCUGCUGGACCUAUUACUUGAGGCGGAUAUGUAAGUAUUCCCUUGUUUCAUCAAGAGCAUUUACUUGGUAAUUUUUAUUUUAAACGUCGGGGAGGUUAUUCACUGAACAAUGAACUGAAAUGGAUUGUAAAAUAGAUGAGUUUGAAGACUUCUCCAAUUCCAAAUUUUGAGACCAAGGUUUUGAAAUUCAUUUAAGUAUUCUUCAUUACCCACAGUGUUUAAUAGACUGCUAUUGCUGAUUUACUGAAGACCUGUUUGGACUUGUACAAUAAUUUAGAGUUGUCACCCCAGCAUCUAUCUGUCUGAGACAAGUCAUUUACUAUCUUCAGGAUUACUAAGGGGGAAAAGCUUGUUGGUUUUGUGGUGUUGUACAGCUAGUUUUGGAAAAUUAAGGCAAGAUAUAAAACUCUAAUUUUGAGAUUAAACAUCAAUUGCAAAACCAUUUCAAAUAAAGAUGCUACAUUUAGACAGAAAUGGCCAUGCUGCACUUUACAAGCCUAUUCCCUGCUCACUUUAUGGUUGUCAUGUACUUCUCUCCCCCAUUUGUAGUUCCAGUAGUCUAGAAGACCUUAUAAAAUCUAUGAGUCUAAGUCCAGAGGAAGAUGACAUUCCAUGGAAAACAUUAACAGACAACAGAGAUCUGACAGCACUCUUUAACUGGGAUCCGAGUGACCGGUAAAUUCAAUUAACCUUUUAAACUAGUAGAAUGUAUUUAGAAGUACACUUGUUAGAAUCAUUUAAGCCUUCAUAUAAUUUAUUUUAUAUGAAAACUAAUGUUAAAAAAUGCUUUCUUUUUAGACCGUAGACUUGGAUAAAAAAAAAAUGGUGAAAGGGCUAGGCAACAUGUUCUGUAGAGAAACAUGAAUAGGGAACAAAGCAAUGAAAUGAGUAUUGAUAGAAUGUAACAAACUUGUGUUUUUUUGUUUUUUUUUUAAAUAAACUUGCCAUGUUGAAGCAGACUUCUUUUGUUAUCUGACCAACUGCUGCUCAUCAUAACUUGCCUGAUCCUGAUGCUAUCAGUCAAACUGCAGCAGCAGGGAUGUUGGCUUGAGCAGCAGAUAGCCAGUUAAUAGUAGAAGCUUUUUUUUCAGAACCUUUUUAAUUUUAAAAUGGGCAUUUUAGCUAUGGGUGUUUCUCACUGGGCACUUCACUUUGUAUCAGUAAUGGUUAGCAUGUUACUCUAAUUACCUAUUUAUUUUUACUCUGUUUCUAUCCUCCUAUGUCUAUCUAGUAAGUUUAACGGGGAGAGAGGCUUUGAAUAGUUUGAUCAUUUUGUUGUCAGUCUUUUACUGGCAUCAUUAUUGUUAAUUUUCCUCUCUUCCUUUAUACUAUCUAUAUCUAAAGUGGCGAUUUGGCAAGUUUUUCUUCAAUUUAUUUGGAUUUUUUCAUUGAAGGCAUUCUAUUACCUGAUUUUUCAGUAUUCCCUAGCCGCUUCUCCCUACAUAAAUAUUACCACUAUUUGCAUUUUCUGGUUUGCAUUUCUAUAUAGAACCAUAUCGAAUAAAGCUUGUUUUAUCAAACUUAUAACAGUUAUGUGAUGGAGGUUGAACGGACCGCCUGGCACCCCGACCGGGUACCUCGGUCAAUCACUGCUUCCUAGUAAUCCUUGAGUACCAUAAGUACAGCACCGGACACCAUAACUACCGUGAACCCCACAAACUGCCUCAGCUUGGUUGGGGUCACACUGUCCUCCACCCACUCUGGACCCAAGUCCAGGAUCCAACUUCCAGUAGGUAGACCUCUCCUAGUCCAGAGAGCAAAGCAGGCUCCUCUUACAAGAGCAAUCGUUGUGAUUAUAGCAAUCCCCAGAGUGAAUAUAGCUCUCCAAUCCCCCAAACAUGAGCUUAGACUUCAUUACUGGUAAAACAAUUCUAUUUAAUGGCAGCCAUAACUGGCCUUAUAUGCAGGUCGCCAUGCAAGGGGCACUCCCCCCCUGGACCUGAGAGUAGACUACAGUGAAAACCUAUAUACAAUUACAUUGGCUCUCAGGUCCAGGACACACUCAUACAAAAUAGGUCAAUCCCUCCUCUAUGCCUGGGAGAUAAUUGAGUCAGCCACUGUAUUAAACUCCAUUAUUUCCAGGCAUAGAAAACAUACAUUUUUAUUUAUUUUAUUUAUUUAUUUUUAUUUUUAAAAACAACCUAAAAAUGUCUUUAAACACACAAAAUCACCACAAGUUACAUCCCCUGAUAUUCUUGAUCUGGGUGACCAAGUUAUCAAAAAAUCAACCAGAUCAGUUCAGGAAUUUCCUGGAAGACAUAAUUUGACUGCCCGCCCGCAUGGUCCAAUGCCCAAAACCGUUCCAGAGAAUCAGGGCUUGCGGUCGGCCUAGUUCGGUUGUUUAAAAACCGAACAAACUACCUAACAGUCAAUGUUCUUACCCUGGAGCUUGUUCCCCUUGUUCGUGGGAACGUUUCCACUGAACAGCACUUUUCUAAGUGUUGUAGAACCGAACAGAGGCGAGCUGGAAGUCCAGCGUUGUUCGGGAGUGUGUCCGUUUUCAGUUCCAUGAGAUUCAUGCCCAAACACCACUGAAUUGCGGCCACCCAGACGAACACUUAGAACACUGCGGUAGAAAUUGCUACAGUAAUUAGCAAUUAGGCUUAACAAGCUCCAGGGUGGUCUCUGAUUUGUGCUGCUGUUCGGUUCCCGAACCAAAUAUAAAAUCCCACAAACCAAGUCUGUUCGUAUUUUUUUAUAUAUAUUAAGGGCCCGUAGUCUUUUGGUAAGAGGCUGGCCAGCAGGCCCUUCCAAGCAACAGGGGUUCAGUUUAUCACAGAGGUUCUAUCAGUUUUAUUUUUAUUUAUUUUUUCUUCUUGACAUAGAAGUUAACCUUAUAAGGUUAUUAUUUGUCAGUGUUUCUUAGCAUACGUACUCUAAUAUAGGCUUCAUAUGUCCAAUUGGAUUAAUAUAUAUUACUGUCCAUAUUUCCAGGAAGUGUUGUAGGUUCACUUUAGGUGUAGCUAUAUACCUGGUUUUUGUGUGUUCUCUAUACUAUCUAGAGUUAUGCCCUGAGAGACCCGGAGUCUCUCCCGGAUGCCUGGAUCAUUUGGACAUAGUCACUCUGUGAAAUAAGCUUAGGAACACCUGGCUUUUAGGACACACUGGGACAAAACAGUGCUGCCAACUUUUAUAAUCUGACAUUAAAUAUAAGGCUUCAAAUACAGUCAGUCAGGUGUGGCUUGAUUAUGAUCCGUAGUAUGUGAACCUCUGAAAAUGGGGGGUGGGGGGGAGACCCUAUUAACCAACAUGAUGUGCUGCUAGACCACAGCAUUAAUUAGAAUGUUUCCUAGUUUGCUUGAUCGCUAGGUGGUCCCACCAUCUGUUUAGUAUCAUGAAGCUCUGCCACAUUUUAUGUUUCGUGAAGGAACUAUUUUGCCAAAAGACCGGCACAUCAUAUAAAGUGAUUUUGCAGGGUCGUUUUAGAAGAACAUAAGCAGCAGUCGCUGGAAGAAGAGAGGAUUUGGCUUCUGAUUCGAUCACUGACUCUCAGGCUGGUUAGUGGGCUGGCCAACCUAAGCCAUUCAUCUGACUCCAAGAAUUCUGAGAAGAGUGCAGAAAAUGGGAUAUCUUCUAGGAUUGAUAUAGUUCGAACAUUACUAAUCAAGUUGGAAGAAGCUGUAGCUUCUGGCAAGAAGUUUCUUGAAAGAAAAGGAAUGGUAUGAUGCUCUUUAUUAGUUUGUAAGUUGCCAGUCUUGGUUUAAAUGACUAACACACCAGUGGGUGACGUUGCCUUUUUGUCCAGGCCAAAGGAGAAAAAAUAAGCUUUUGUGACACAAAAACAGAUUGACAACCGAUUUAUUGCUAAAUGUAAUGAUCAGCAUUUUGCCCAAAAACGGUCUCCUCUGUCAUUAUCUAGUUGUGAUCUAUUUUUCAUAGGAUAAUUUCGAUAUCCUGUGUCAUGGCUCUAAUCCACAAAUGUUUUAUGAAACCAUUAAAAAGAGCCUCGAUGCUGCCUUAUGGUAAGUAGUCAAAACCAUUUUGGCACGGUAUGACAACUUGCCUGGGUCCCACCAUGUAUUUACAACUGAAGUCAAUUUUUCCAGUGUUCUUCUGUGGCAGAAAAAAAUCUGAUAUGGUGAAGGUACCAGGGCACCCAGGUAAGUUGUCAGACCGUGUUAAAAUAGUGUGACUACUUACCAUGGCAUAUUGCCAGGGCACUCCUGGAACCAUAACCACUACCGCUUGCUGUAGUGUUUUUGGUGCUUUGAGUGUUCCUUUAAUAAGGCCGCUGUCAAAUUUUCACUUUGAAUAAUAUCAUUUAAAUUUCCUUUAAAGUAAAUGUAUAUAGACUCAGACACCGCAGUUGGUCAGAACAGUCUGACCCAACAUGGCUGCUCUGCAAGAUAAAACCUGACCUUUUCUCAAAAAAAUAGAUCUACACAAUUAAACAACAAAAAAAAAACCUAACAUAUUUGAAGUGAAAAUGUGACCGUUGAGUGAUUGUGUGUUUUUUGUUUAACAUUUUAAUGUUGUAGGGUACAUAAUGAACAGAUUUUGUUUCUUAAUUUUUUUUAAACUUCCUUCAGUUUUUUUGUCUUUUGUUUUUUUAAAUAAGAGAUUUAUACAUAGACAAGGGAUUCAUUAUAACCAGUAAAAGCUACACAGUUGUGAUGUCACUGUCUUAAAACUGGGUAACCUAGGUUUGAAUCCCAGUCACACCACUUUACCAGUAAAUGUUCUAAUCCUAUCCAUCUGCCUACUAAAAUCCUCUGGCUUUCUUUACCUCUAAUAUCCCCUUUCUAUAAUUGUAAUAUGUUGACACAAUAUAAAAAUAUUUAACUAUUAACAUAUGUACUUCUACAGUAUCCUUUCAUUGGUCCUCCACCAUCUCGCCUUCGUGGUUUCCUGAACAGUGGCAGCUGCUUAUGUCAAAUGGAUAUUUUACAGCUAGUUAAUGAUAUUUAUGAACUGGACACAAAUGGCAUAGGUAGGUAGAACCAUGCAUCAGCUUAUUAUGCCAUGUCAUUUGGAUUGGCAUUAGUCUGAUAAACCUAUUUAGGUUACCAUUGACUAUUUAUUAAACAGCUUCUCAUAAUAAAAUUUUUGUUUGAUCUAAUGUGUCACUUAAAACCAGAAUGCUUAGUGGGAUUUGCAAGCAUGACUUGUUGCUGCACAUUCUUUUGUAUGAUUGCAUUUAGAGAGAUAUUAAGGGACACUAGUCACCAAAACAACCUUAUCUUAAAGCCGUUUUGGUGUAUCGAUCAUGCGCCUGCAGUCUCACUGCUGAAUUAUCUGCCAUUUAGGAGUUAAAUCACUUUGUUUAUACAGCCCAAGUAAUAUGCACAGCCUUCCUAAACAUGUCCAGUAACAAGAGACAUGUUUACACUUUCUUUAUUGCACAGUUUGUUUUCUUUAGAAUUUCUCCUGCUCUGUUAGGUCUUCUACACCCUGCAUGAGCCUCCUGUGUGUGUGACUAAAGUCCAAUUUACAGAGCAGGAAAUACAUUUCUAAAGUAAGUUAACACCUAAUUGAAAAUGAAAGUCAUCCGCCCCCUCCCUUUUCCAUGGCAGAGUAGGUGUGGCUUGGCUGCAUAAACAGUGAUUUAACUACUAAGUGACAGAGAUUUAAUCAGUGAGACUGUUAUCUAUACAACAAAACGGCUUCAUUAAGCUAAAGUUGUUUUUAUGCCUAUAGUGUCGCUUUAAAAUGCGUACAUCUCUCCAAGAUCACACAAUUAAAAAUGUUAUACUUUUUUCUGGAGUAGAUGACUACUGCUAUUCGGUGAGCCACUUUGGUUAAUUCGAAAUGACAAGGCAAGUUUAAAAUAGACAAAUGCUUGUUGAGAGCAAUGCAACUCCAUUCCUUUGGUAUACUUAGCAUGACAGUCCAACUCCUAAACAUUUACAUACAUAUAUACGUAUUUUUUUCAUUUAGAUGACACAUCUGCGCUCCAAGAGAAAAUUGGUAUCAAAUUAAAAUCUUGUCAAGAGCACUUAAAAGGUAAAAUGCCAAUAUUUUGUUGAUUGCCUGGCAAAUUUUUAAUUGGCUUGUUGAGAUUCAUGUUUAUGUGGUCAUUUCCUCCCCCCCUCUUCCCAGAUCUUGUGAACCAGUGUAAAGGGUUGCUGAUCGAUAUCCAAGGAGGGUGUUGUAAAACCUUUCCAGAUAGUGUAGAAAACCUGGUCUUCUUCGUUGAGGUCAGUUCCUGCUUAUGUUCUCGUAGCUAAUGAAAAUAAUUCCUUACUUGACCGAGCAUUUCAGUUUUAAAACCAAUUUGUUAAAAUAAAUGUACUUUUAUUUUUUUUACUGAAUAUUUUUGGGUUUUCUUUCUCUCCCCCUCUUAUGAAUGUACAUACUGAAUGGGUUGGCUCUGAGAGCACUUUUUAUUCCAUUGCUAGACAUACGUUAUGGUACUGUACCCCUCACAUAAAAAGUAGAGAAAUUAUCUGGAACAUGUGACUUGGACAGUUGAGUUCCAAGUAUAGCUUAAUGAUCUACACUAAAAAAAACAAAAAAAAAAAACACACACCUUAACAGUUGUAUGCAUUUAAAAAUUUUAUUUUCAAUGCUUUCAGACAAUCUCUAUUUAUCAGUGGGUGUCCAGCUAUUUUGCAAGUGUUCUGCGACCGCUAAAGUCUAAUCUGCAAAAAAAGAAAAAGAAGAAAAAAGAAAGUACAGCCACAGUGAGUGAUAAACGAUUCUAUUAUUUUUAGUGGAGUCCAUAACCCAUUCUAAAUGGAAUAAGAAUGAACAUACCAUAAUGUUGCAGUUGGCAUUGUUCGACAUAAGUGCCUGUUUUCAAGCCACACUUUUCAACGGUUUCGAACUAUAGUAUGUAUUGUUCUGCCUUUUACCUUCUAGUUUAAAGUUCAUAAAGCUACAGAUUGUUUGCAAAAUACGUUCUUGCUUUGAUGGGACAGCCUCUUUCUAAAUGGAGUGUGUCUCUUGCAUCAGUCUACCACUAAUUCCCGUGCACGUCAAGACAAAUAUUGGGCUUUGCCCUCCUAUAGUUUACGUUUUCCCAGAUAUACUUUAAAUGUCUAAAAAUUAUUUUUAUUUUCUUGACCGUUAAACAUUCUGUGGUCUGUGAGAGGUUUCAAUGUUCAUUUUUUUUUUUUUUUUCCUAGCCUCCUGUAUUCACAAGCUACCAAGAGUUCAAUACAGUGCUUCGUAUGUUGGUAUCCAAUAUGACAGAUCACAUUAAGGAUAUGGAGGUAUCACUAACAGCACUGAAACUUGAAGAGCUGUCUUUGGACAAUGUCAUUUUUUCAGAGGUGAGUCCACUGCAACAAGGUUUUAGAAAUUGAUAUAGCAAAUAUCUAGGAAAGACCGAAACAGGCAGUCUUAAAUCCCAAAUAUGACACCUGUGUGUGUGUGUGUGUGUGUGUUUUUUUUUUUUUUUCCUCACCUCAUUUAUAUUUUACUUUCAAAUUGAUAUUUUUUUUUUUUGUGCAGGUAAGUACAUGUCAUUGUCACAUUCCACAACAGCGUACAUAUAGAUUGAUAUAGGCUUGGCAUUGGCAUGAGUGUGUGCAGAUUUUUAAACAUAAACAGGCUUAAAGGACCACUAUAGUGCCAGGAAAACAGGGCACUACAGUGCCCUGAGGGUGCCCCCACCCUCAGGGUCCCCCUCCCGCCCGGCUCUGGAAGGGGAAAAGGGGUAAAAACUUACCUUUUUCCAGCGCUGGGCGGGGAGCUCUUCUCCUCCGAUCCUCCCCAUCGGCUGAAUGCGCACGCGCGGCAAGAGCUGCGCGCGCAUUCAGCUGGUCGCAUAGGAAAGCAUUCAUAAUGCUUUCCUAUGGACGCUGGCGUGCUCUCACUGUGAAAAUCCCAGUGAGAAGCACGCAAGCGCCUCUAGCGGCUGUCAAUGAGACAGCUGCUAGAGGAAAUAGGGGAAGGCUUAACCCAUUCAUAAACAUAGCAGUUUCUCUGAAACUGCUAUGUUUAUGAAAAAAUCUGUUAACCCUAGCUGGACCUGGCACCCAGACCACUUCAUUAAGCUGAAGUGGUCUGGGUGCCUAGAGUGGUCCUUUAACAUAAAUGAGCAGUUACUGCUAUGUAGUUUAGUAUGUGUGUGGAUUGGGGUUACGUUGCAAUAGAUUACUGCAGUAUAGUGAAUGCUUGAACAUACAUGUCUGCAUGAGACACAAGGUAGGAGAUUCAAAUAGAAGAUACAUCAGACAUGUUCCUCAUGUGGUGUAUCUAGAACAGGGUGGGUGGUGUUAUGUGCCUCCAGAAGUCACGGCAUAUGUGGUCAAACUGAGCUUCAAAGCGCUCUCUCCAUGCCCGUGUCUCUAGGCUUUCUUGGAAUUGCAGGGAUUGGUGCUUGGCGGCCAUUUGGGACCGAUAUGUGUUCAGGGCGAGUGAUUUCAGGGUGUAAGACUGUGUUUCCCCAGCGUGGACCGGGAUCACCACCAUUGGAGAGAGCUACUGUUUGCGGUCCCCAUUGUGGGAGAUCGGCCGCCUCUCCCAGCCUCUAGACCGCUUUCCAUGUUAGGCCUCAUUUGUGGAGUAUUCUCUCCAGAUUUGCUACAGGCGUGUCCACGGGUCUCCACUCUGUUCAGCACUGCUGUGUUACCGAGCUGCUUUAGUCGCGUUUGUGGCAUACAUUUGCCAAUAUAAUGCUGCUUUUUUCCCAGAGCUCUCUGCAUGCACGUCUGGUUAGCUUGACUGUCAGGUCCCACCCCCUUCAAAUUGAUUUUUAAUCUACUUAACUUUGUUUUGUGUCAGGUUUUUUUUUUUUUUAAAUUAAUUUUAUCUGGAGUUUUGAUAUGAGUGCCCCAAAUAUUAUGAUCAUGUAUGUCAAAAUCAAGACUUUAGUAGCUGUUGGAACACAUAGGUUGCACUAACGGUGAUGGUCACUAGGUGAAGGAAAUGGCUGUUAAGCUUGAAGUCACUUCAGAUUUACCGGUCUGCAAGUUAUGCUUGACAACACUUGCUUGCAUACACAUAUAUACCUAUUCUCAAACGUUAAAAUGUGUGCCAUACCUCAUCUAACUAUCUCAAGUAGGACUUUAAAAAAACAAAACAAAAAAAACAACAUACUGGAGGGGGCUCUGACAAGCUGUAGGAAAGCAUUUUUAAGAGUUCUGGUACUUUUAGAUCAAUACAUGUGAGUAUAGAUCAGAAGAGCACAGUCUGUAUGUAAAUAUAGCAGAUAUAGUGUUUGGAAGGCCGCUAUACUAACCCCACACAAUGGAUGUUAGUGUGUAGCACGAAUCUAGCGUACUGCCUUCCUGAAAGGGUGUGACAGGACAUUAAGUAUGAUCACACAGGGAAGUAGUUGCUUGAUUUAAUGUCUAGGCUUGUGUAAACGGUCCCUUCAUGGGUGUGUGAGAUCUGUGUACAACCUCAAACCCACACACAAAUCAUAAGCUUAUUUUUAUAUAAUUGUACUGAAGGCCGAAUAACUCAAGUGUAUCAAACUGCAAAGCUAGUCACUCAGACACACCAGAGUUAAACUUGUUCAAAUGCAAAGGAUGAAAGCUACAACCUCUCUAAACACUAGAAAAAUCUUAUGGAGACUAUCUUCUGACAAACACGUGUUUUAUUUUAAUUUUUUUUUUUUUUCACCUCCUGUAGCUUUAUGUGAAAUUAGUUACCCAUCACUAGCAUAGGGAAUGCUAGUAUAACUGUACUCCUCUCUGCCACACCUACUAGUUGGGCACUGUUCCAUUUCUUUAAAAUGUCAAACUGUUUAUUAUGCCAGUCUGAUUAGAAAUGUGCAGGAUUACUUAAAAUCACCUAUCUUAUCAAAUAAAUAUGGUGAUUCAGUUGCACCAUAUGGCCAUAUUGUGUUAAGCCCACGAUUACAUCACAGUACCCCAAUAUCGGUGGGUCCUACACUACACGCUAACAUGCAAUACUUACUUGCAGUUUAAACUGCUUCAAGAGACUCCUCAAUUGAAGUUUUCCUGUGGUCCCCUCCAAAGGGGUGGGGUGCUCAGCUCGAUAGAAAUCUGGUCUGGGUUCCAAAUCUACACAGAAAAAAAUGGGAAUUGGGAGCACACCAGAACACAUUUUGGAGGUGACCACAGUAAAGCUUAAAUUGAGAAGUCACUUAAAGCAGUUUAAACUGUGUAAGUAUUGCACGCUCGCAUGUAGUGUAGGACCCACAGAUAUUUGGGUACUGUGAUGUAAUGGUGGGCUUAACACAAUAUGGCCAUAUGGUGGAACUGAAUCCCCGUAUUUAUUUACUAAGAUAGGUGAUUUGUAAGUAGCCUUGUUAAAUGUAAAACAGUAUUGUUUGUGUGUGCUGUACCUAUAACUGCAUUUUGUAUAUGUUUUGGUCUUUAGGGCAGCACCACUUCUUAGAAAUGCAUGUUCUGGAUUUGAUAUAGAGGUGUGUGUGUGUGUGUGUGUGUGUAUAUAUGUAUAUAUAUAUGUAUAAUAUAAUGUGUGUGUAUAUGUGUGUAUAUGUGUGUAUGUAUAUAUAUAUGUAUAUGUAUAUAUAUAUAUGUAUAUGUAUAUAUAUAUAUAUAUAUGUAUAUGUAUAUGUGUGUAUAUAUAUAUAUAUGUGUGUAUAUAUAUAUAUGUGUGUAUAUAUAUAUAUAUAUGUGUAUAUAUAUAUAUAUAUAUAUAUAUAUAUAUAUAUAUAUAUAUAUAUAUAUAUAUAUGUAUAUAUAUAUAUGUAUGUGUUGGGGGAGAGAUUAAAAGGAAACAUCCACCAUUAAAAUUAAGUGGAGCACUGUAUACAAAUACCCCUUAAUAUAGGGGUACCUAUAAAUAUAUAUAUAAAAUGGAGAGAGAAAGUUAUAAUGGUGAAGUAUGUUCAGUACUGUAUAGCAAAUAUAUAAAGAACAAACUCUCAAAGAGACAAGUGUUGGACUGGCUCAAAUCAUGACCACUUUGUUGUAUUAAGGUGACACUCUCCCUCCUCUUCUUUCUUUCUUCGUAUGCUCAAAGGAAAACACAGAGAAAUUGCUUCUAGUGUAGUAAGCCAGAUAUUAUGGAUGGAUGGGUGAAUAAACCAAAUAGUAAUUUGCUCACCUUAUCCAGAGCCAAUAUAAAUAACCUGGGUAGAAAAAACUUGUUGCCCACUAAAGGGGGGUAAACCUUCUUGUUGGGAGGUAGAUGGAGUCUGCAGCCAAUGGGACUUUAAAAAUCCAGUGGCUAAAUGUAUUAAAACUUAAAAAUACACCUAAAUCUACAAAACAAUAACGUGUCCUCAUAUAGAGCUUGCUUUAAGACGCGUUUGGCUCUUUCCACAGGCAUUCUCAAUCGAAGUAGUCAAAUUUCCUCCUUUUAAAUUCACGUCUAAAUUCACUUCAUAAUUCGUCAAAAAACAGUCAAUGGUGGCUAAAAAUAUAGCGGAAAAUAGAAAAUACAUACAGAUAAAGAACUGGAUCCUCGGCUUAUUAUAGCAGUAUAGUAACUUGGAAUAUAUUUAAUAUUGUAUAAGUAUUAACAAUGUGUUUUUUUAUAUAUAUAUAUAUAUAUAUAUAUAUAUAUAUAUAUAUAUAUAUAUAUAUAUAUAUAUAUAUAUAUAUAUAUAUAUAUAUAUAUAUAUAUAUAUAUAUAUAUAUAUAUAUAUGCGCACACACACACACACACACCUCCAACUUAUCAAACUGUAAAUAUACACAAGUCCCAGAAGAUCAAAGAAUAACAAUUCAAUUUUAUGUCAUUUCUAGAAUAAUCAAAUUAAAAUCAUAUAAGUGAUAGAACUCGAAAUCCCUAUUUAAUCCAUCAGGUAGAAGGGAAUUUAGGUUGAAGAUCCACCUCAUUUCUGACUUGCCCAUUGCAGUAAUAAGGUCCUCUCCCUUCCAAUUAGUUUCAAUUUUCUGAAUGCCCAAGAAUUGGAGUUGACUUGGCUAUGAAAGGCUAUGUUUAUCAAAUCCAAUUUUGAUGUUACGAAAGUGUUCUUGGAUCCUCACGUGUAGUGCCCUUGUGGUUCUAGCCACAUGUAAUUACAUAAAUAACUCUUUUUGUGUAACAUGUAAUUGGUUGUUUUAUGGGAAAAAUCUCUUCCAUUUUGUGUGUGUGUGUGUGUGUGUAUAUUCUUUAAUGUAAUGGAGUUAUUGUCUGUCUCCUACCAUACAAUACAUAAUAGGAAUUGAUGGUGAUUGGCUGAGCAUGCUUUGUCUUCCAUUACGUUCCAGGCACCGUAAUCUCUACAAGCUAUUAGUGUUGAUACUGCGUCCAGCAUCCAUUUAAUUGCAGACUUAACUACAAUGUUGAGUUCUGCUCACAUGUAGGUGGUGUUAUCACUAUACCAAAAUAUAUUGGGAAAAGGCACACUUUACGAAUAAGUAGACUUGGAUGUAAAGUUGACUAGAUCCUGUCUGAACCUGCAAGACUUGCUAAUUCACAAAAAAACACAAGAACACUGAUGGACAGUUUGGGAUUUUUGGUAUAUUAUGGAAUAUAUAUAUAUAUAUAUAUAUAUAUAUAUAUAUAUAUAUAUAUAAUGCAUUAUGAAAAAUGGGAAUCUACUUCAUAUGAAAAUUAAAGUUUCUAAAUUUUUGUUUUGUGAUUUUUAUUUUUUAUUUUUUUCUCCUCCCUCUUUUAUUAAAUCCCCUGUGCUUCUAUUUCAGAAAGAAAAAAAGUUUACAAAGUUGGUAAUGGAUAAAGUUCAAAGUGGCUACUUGCAUUCGUUACAAGACAUUGGGGAGCUGUUGAAAAAAAGACUAGAAACCAUGAAGAAACUCAAAAUCUAGAAUGUGAACGUGGGAAGAACCGUUUGCCUAUUAUGAGAAGAUCUUGGCAACUAUCUUAUUCUUUAAUCCAGAACUUCCUGAGAAAAUGCAUGAAGGACUUAAAUCAUUCUCUUGGGGGUUAUUUUAUUUUCUUCUUCCCCCUAGUUGUUUAAAUAUACAGGUGAUUUAAAUUAUUGUACAUAAACUAGAAUCAGAACCCACCACCUGGACAUCACCACUUUUUAUACAUUCAGACACCUGCAGCAAACGCAAAUCUAUUUCAUGCCUCUUGCUCAACCAUGGAAGCUCUGUAGAUGUAGCUGUAUAAAUCUGCUUGAGUCUUGGAGUUUAUCAAUUUGAUCCACCUCCUUUUCCCAAAAAAAGAAACUUAACAAUACAUGUAUUUAUACAUUUUUUUUUUUUUUUCUUGGGGGUCCCUCUUAUUUUUGGAUUGAAUUUUAACUUUUUUGAAAUGUGACUGUUUCCAGACCUGAUAAUGAAAUUGGACUUUAGGUUGUAAGUCCUCUUGCACUUAAAUGAUUUAAAUGUGUGAAGUUAUACCAGCUGGAGUCUAAGCCCAAGAUAGACCACAGAUUUAUGUAUUUCAGCAAUCGCAAUGAAAUUGAUAUUUAAUAUCAAGUCACCAGGAAGAAAAAUGGAUGCUAUAACUUGUAUUGAAAUGCAGAAUAGAUAGGAUGUUAUGCAUAAGCCUGAAGCCACUUUGUCGCACCAUGUCUCUGUUCUUGAAAUUCUAUAAUUAUCCAGGUGCUUUACCCAAUAACCUUAUCCUGCGCUGCUGUUUCUAGGAAUCCUACUGUAUUAAUAUAAAUUAGGCUGGCAAAUCUGCUUCCACGUGGUGGUGGCAUGCUAAAAUUUUUUUUUUUUUAAUACUUAUUUAUGCAAGUCUACCACCGUUAAAGCUCUGGAAUCUAUAGACCUCUCUGAAACCAGUUGAACCUAUGUGUAAAUGAAUGCAAAACUUCAGCCCUACAUGUGGUUAAAAUUAACCAGCAGACACAUUUUUAGUCCGGAUGCCAGUGUUUCAGAUUCCUAAUCCUUCACUUUGACUUCAGAAGUUCCAUGUGAAGAUUCAGAGAUUCUGAUAAAGGAGCAUUCGUAUCCUGCAUAAACAUUUUUGUUAGUAAUGCUAGGUUGUUGACAAAGGUAUUUUUAAAAUAAAAUUCUGUGUAAUAAACUUACUUUUGGCUUUCUUUAAAUUUUUUUUUUUUUUUAUAUCCAUACAUCCAUUUUGUGCCUUAACUAUUACUAAGUUGUCCAUGAGUACAGGGUAAAUUAAUUUGGCAUUUGUCAAGUCAGUAUUCCUAUUUAAAGCUAUGAUUUUUAGAAUUUAAUGUCUUUUCUUUUGAGCACAAAUAUGCUGCAUGUUGGUGAUGCCAUGAACAUUUUUACUAUUCUAUUUUCGCUUAGUUUAAUUAUAUGCUUAUACACACCACUUACAGUAUUUGACUUUUUUUUUUUAAAUUCUUUUAUCGUGCAUGAAACAGUGUAUUGGUCACCAUUUAGAGACCUUUGUUUCUCAUAAUAUAACAUUGUACCUUUUUAUAUUUCAAAGUAGAUUUAUCAAGAGUGGAACCAACAUAUCAGUUAAGAGAUAAGACAGGCGGGUUAUUAAUUUAGCAUAAACAAGCUGACAGUAUUGAGGUAUUGUGGGGCCGCAUGCUUAUCUGAAACUUGUCUUGUCUGUGCGCUGCAUAAAAGAACAAGACUAAACAAUUUGCUGAAACUGCAC